Messenger RNA from Trematosphaeria pertusa, 1605 nucleotides. Its product is annotated as glycosyltransferase family 69 protein. The transcript has 3 exons. The record is from RefSeq and is a predicted model, not a curated record. Lineage: Eukaryota; Fungi; Ascomycota; Dothideomycetes; Pleosporales; Trematosphaeriaceae. Bases 88 to 1299 code for a protein of 403 amino acids.
CCACACUUUCUUUGUUCUUACAUACAUUCCUUUCCCACUACAUGUCUACAAACAAUCUACAUGGGACCUACUUAACCGAUCAUCCUAAUGGGCCGCAGAUACCACUCUGUCCGCCGUCUCUACCGCCAACCAAUCCUCCGGGUCCUCUUCGCCCUGUUCCUGCUUUGCGAUACGCUGCAUAUACUCAAUAUAUAUUGGACGCAGGCUGCCGCGCGCCGUUCCCCGCCGCCUCCCCGCAAUACGCGGCGCAUCUACAUCGCCGCACAGCAUUGGAACACCGCGAGGGUACUCCGGGAACGCUGGAACAAUUCCCUCGUAGCAUUGAUCAAGGAGCUUGGGAUCGAGAAUGUAUACGUCUCCAUAUACGAGAGCGGGAGCUAUGAUGAUACAAAGGACGUCUUGAGAGAAUUGGAUGCGACGCUGGGCGAAUUGCAGGUCAAGCGGACUAUCUCGCUCUCGGACGUUUCGCACAAAGACGAGAUCACGAAGCAGCCGGGGGACCAUGGUUGGAUUAAGAUUCCUUCGGGCGACAUUGCGCUGAGACGCAUACCUUUCCUAGCGAACCUGCGGAAUCAGGUCUUACAGCCGCUUGAGACGUUGUCUUCGCAGGGUCAUCUAUACGACACCGUAUUGUUCCUCAACGACGUUGUCUUCACGCCGCAGGAUGUACUCCGGCUGCUCGACACGAACGGCGGCUCAUACGGCGCGGCGUGCUCUCUAGACUUCUCAAACCCACCGUACUUCUACGACACCUUUGCGUUGCGCGAUUCGAACGGCCACGAGGCGGUGAUGCAGACAUGGCCCUAUUUUAGGUCUUACACCUCAAGAUACGCCGCGGAACGCCUUCUACCGGUCCCCGUCGCGUCGUGCUGGAACGGCAUGGUGGCCAUGCGCUCCGAACCCUUCCUAACCCCCUCCCCGCUCCGCUUCCGCGGCAUCCCCGAUUCCCUCGGCUCGUACCACCUAGAGGGCUCCGAAUGCUGCCUGAUACAUGCCGACAAUCCGCAAUCCGCCACGCGGGGCGUCUUCCUAAACCCCAUGGUGCAAGUAGGCUACAACGGCACCGCGUACGACGUCGUGCACUCGAAAUCCGCAGAAAUAUCCGCCUUCGGAAUCUACACUGCUAUCUGGGAGAACCGCAUACGCCGCUGGACGACGUCGCCCCUGUUCAAGGAGUCGGUGGUGCAUAGCAGAGUGAAGAAGUGGAGGAAGAAGGAUCCGGCGAGGGAAGAACGCGGCGAGUUCUGCUUGGUUAACGAGAUGCACGUCCUCCACGAGAAUGGCUGGCGGCACGUGUGAAGGGCGGGUGCGGACGCGAAAUGAGUCGAAUCCAACUCGGCGCUCCUAACUGCGCUCGCCCGCCGGAGGAACAAACCCGCAGCAUCACCCGGCUCUGCUAUCAGGUCGGAACGAACUAUUGGCACAAUCCCCGCCCGCUACGGAGACCGCGACCAGCGUUACACCCUCGUCGCAGAAGUCCCAAACCACUAGAUCGGCUAAAGCCCUGGGAACGAAGCUAGAGAGCUAGACACGAAGACGAAAACGGGUAGAAGAGGGAUAGCUUGCUGAAGGAAACUCAAGUCGGCGCAAGGCGCGCCUGACUCC